Messenger RNA from Rodentolepis nana, 4281 nucleotides. Lineage: Eukaryota; Metazoa; Platyhelminthes; Cestoda; Cyclophyllidea; Hymenolepididae. The record is from the annotation of a GenBank genome assembly.
AUUCCUCUUCAUUUGGCUUGCAUGAAAGGAAAUUUGGAAAUCGUUAAACGUCUUUUGGAUAAUACCGCAAAUAUAAAUGCUGUUGAUGUCAAUGGUGAAACUCCACUUAUGAAAGCCAUACGAUUUGGACAUCUAGGUUGCAUUAAUCAAUUAGUUCAACAUGGUGCUGAUGUUAACAUUUGUGAUAAAUAUGGCAAUGCACCUAUUCACCGAGCUAUACAACUAGGUCGUUUGGAUAUUAUCCAAUUACUUCAUCGUAAUAACGCUAAUAGUAAUGCGUGUAAUAAUAUGGGGGUAACUCCACUGCAUAUCGCUGUAGAAAAGAACAGUAUGUCGUUGUCCAAGUAUCUAAUUAGCGAAGGAGCUGACAUAAAUUGUGUUGAUGGAAAAGGAAGAAGUCCAUUAAUGAUUGCCGCUAAAAUCGGAAGCGCUCAUCAUAUGCGGCUUUUGAUCGACUCCGGGGCAAUUAUUGAACUUCGUGAUAAAGAAGGAUUAACUGCAGCUCAAAUCGCUAAGUUGGCGCAGAAUUUCCAUUGCUACGAGGUGCUAAUUGAUCAAAGUCUGGCUCACAAUUCGUCCCCCGCAUCAUCACACAAUCAGAAAGUGGGAAUUGAACGCAGUCGAAAGCGCAAAAUGGACUCGUUGAAUAGAAAAGAGGUCGUCGUUUUAGUGGGAAGAGAUGAUGAGCGCAGUGAUGGGGAAAUUAGUGACAAAACCGUUCGAAAUGACACUUCUACCAUGACUUCAAAACGAGCUCAUUCGUGUGAUGUUUCCGAUACAAGACGACCUUCUAAUAAAGUGAAUGUGCUGAUGAGAUCUUCCACCACAUCAAUGGAUCGGGAAAAUGAUAAUAAAAGGGUCAGGCUACCAAAUACACCCCGCACAAAGGGUUAUAAAAAGCCAGACAACACCUUCGACAGCGGAACUGUGGGAAGAAAGAGGAAGGAUCGCGUGGCUCACCUGAAGGAAAAAAUCGAAAAUGAUUUGAAGGUGCUUCCACAACCAAAUCAUGUAGUGGAAAGUGUGACUAAUGAUGGAGACUCCGAAAGUCCAUUUGGUACUUUGAAUGCCGAGGUGCCAGAAGUAAAGAACUCGAAUAAUAUGGGAUCGUCGUCCGUAAUGUUCGUAGAAGAAGAAUCGAAGUACAACGUUGAAAACAGUGGAGAAUCAGAUUGCGAGAGUGCGUGGGGCUCAACCGAAGAAGAUGACCAACCCGAAAUUAGCAGCAAGCCAACUGUAAACGAACAUUUACAAGAUAGCCUUUGGGACAGUGAAGUUGAUGACAGUAAAGAGGAGAAAGAGGCUAAUGAAAUAUCCGUCACAUCAAUAACCCAAAUCAGUGAAACAUCUGGCCCGAAUUUCUCCUUGCUGGAGGAUGCUGCCAAAGCUUUGAAAGUGAUAGCUCAGGAUCACUUAUCUGCUAGUUCCCCUAAACCUUUUCACUCUCGUAUAAAAAACUCAUCACUUAUUCUUGAUGAUAUACCACAUCGAGAUUCAAAUUGCGAUCCUUCUAUCAUCAAUGAAUGCAGCGAUGAAGUUCUCAACAACAUCUCCACGGGUGCUCAAAAUAAUCACAUCAAAAAUCAGGAAAAUUUGAGGAAUAUUAAGGGUGUAGCGUCAUCAAUUUCUGAUUUCUCUCAAACAAAAUGUAGAAUUUCAGAGAAUACUAAAAACCCUUUAUCGAAUCAGAGUCGGAAAUCGAACAGUUUGAAAUCAGGCGAAGCCUACUCAACUCCAAGUUUGAGCAUCGAAAGUGAAGAAAACGUAGACAAGUUACCUACCUCGGCAAAAUAUCAAAGAACGAUGUUCCUUCCAUUUCCAACCGAUGCUUCUAAGGUGGAAGCUCUUUCUCAAAACCAAAACAAUAUUGAGCAACCGGUGUCACCUCAAGUUUCUAAAUCCCACGAAACCACUAUGAGGGCAUCGGAUAGUAUUGAUUAUUCAAAAGAGAUGGAAUUUCUUCAAGAACAACUUGUGGAGUCCUUGAAAGUCCUGGAACGUGAGGAAUCAUCACAUCGUGCACUAGAAAUGGAGCUCAAUGGCGCAUGUCAACAGCUUCUCACAUCCCCCCUUGCCCAACGUGAAGGUAGCUCUUCACAAAAAGCAUUUGAACCGAUUCUCAAACUCGAACAGCUUCGAGAGAGACUUGACGAAGAGAAAAAUCGAAGACUAAGGCUGGAAGGAGUCUAUAAGUCCUUGAAGAACCAACUUUCUGAAAAGGACGAAGAAUUGUUUAGGAUCCAUUCAAUUUGCCAAGACAUGGAUGCAGAGCUUCAAAAUAUCAAGAUGGAACUGAAGGAGUCAGAGGCUGUGAAAGCAAAGAUGAAAGUUGAAUACAAUGAGAGUAUCCGCAGUUUAAAGGAGAGAAACACCAAAAUAACACUGGAUAGAUCAUCGUCACCUAUUGGCGAAUUCCAGGGUUAUUCAAAGAUGGCGCUAUCGUGUAUCCGAAGUGAUCUUAUUGAUACCAAAGCGAAAGUGCAAUUUGAUACGCAAGAAAUUCAGAGCACUCUCCUCCGCCUUCAGGACACCAUUUUGGAACAGAUCAGCAGCUAUUCUAACCAUUCAUCUGUAGAGAAUGAUCGUCUUAGGCACCUUAAUCGCGAUCUUGAGAUAUUAAAUGACAAGAACAAUGCUGGAUAUGAGGAGAAGUUGAAAGAAAUGCAAGAUAAGUUGAAUUCUCUUCAAAACGCGGCUAACAAGAAAGAAGACCUCUUGCAAGAUAUGACGUCCAUAGUGAAUAGAGAACGCGAAAAUGUAAAGAAAUUGGAGAGACGAGUGAGUCAAGACGAUGAUGAACUGAAACAAAUGACCCACGAGAUCGAGGAAAGUCGUAAACACGAAAAGGAUGCGUUCAAGUGGAUUGUCUGUCUAUUUAAACAUCUGAAAUCUUUGGAACAAAGUACCUUUGCAAUGCAUACGCAUUUGAAUUGUGUAUUUCGAAAAUAUUACAAUGCGGGCGAUAGUCAUCCGAAGUUCUUGCUCGUUGAAGAGGUCUCAAAGAUGGUGGAAUUGCAGGGAGUUUUGGAUUCCGUUCAGAAAUCGGCUAAAAAUACUCUGGCUGAAAUUACGAGCUUCCUUCCGGAAUUGAAUUCCGUUGAAGAAACAAAUUUUCAACGGAAUGAGAGCCUUUUAGAGAAGAUCGCGUUUCCACCUGAUUUCGAUCACAGUCGGUACAUCGAGGAAUAUCUCGUAGAAAGAAUCCUCCAACUCAAAGACACCGAAACAUCCAAUGCACAGCUGUCUAAACCCCAAAGUUCUGAAAGCAUUCGAGUGACAGUCGAUAGAGAAGUUCAAAAUAUAUUCACUGAAAGUGUAGGAACAAUGACAGAUCACAAUAUUUUUAUAAACAAUCCUUUGCCGACACCCGCUGGAGUUGAGUUUACGAAGAAAUUCUCUCCUACUGGAUCAUUUGAACAUAAUUGUAUAAAUUCGUACCCAAGUGGACAGAAUUCAAUGAGGAAUGCUCGUUACUGUGAAUCCGCUGAACUGGAACAAUUACGUGAAGAAAAUGAGAUCCUUCGGAGGAAAUUCAAUCAAAUGACGAAAAGGAAUAAAUCGUCUUGUGAAUGCGUAAGAGUGGUGCAAACAAGUGAUACCUCUGAGACGGAAAUGAGGAAAGGAACGAAGGGGAAUUCAUCCAAGAAAAAAUGCUGUCGUCGCAAGGAGUUACAUAAUGUUGAUUCUUCGCCUACGCGUGAACGCCUUCGACGAAGAAUUCACGACUUGGAAGCCGAAAGAAAUCGAAUUUUGAUAGAAAAGCAAGUUCUGGAAGAUGAUGCUCGUGCAGAACAUCGACUUGCCGAAAAGUUGUUAUCUCAAAGUCUUCAAAAACGCCGAUCCAGCAGGCACUUAACUCAUAGGUAUGCGUCGGCUAGAAAAAGUAAAUACGUUGAAAGCACCACUGAAUCUUCUUGUGCAUCUGACAGCUCAAUGGAUGUGCCUUGUAGCAAGGCAAAAGUAGUCAAAUCAAAAUCAAAUGCUGUAAAGAAAAACGACUUCGAUAUGCACGAUGGAUCUGCUAGUAAGCAACGCAACAGUGGACCAAUCAUUCGUCCGAAUACCUACGCUGGCUCAAAAGAUACAUAUACAGAUCGAACCCCAUCAAGGGACUACACAAGCACUAAAGCACAUAAUCCUAUAUCGGCUACUAGUCUGCUGCUACAGAAGGCUCGAAUGAACCUGCAAGCUGUUGAAAGAAAUUUACACACUACCUCUGCCGCGUCUGGUGUUAACUCGCCGGAAUAUUUGGAAUAUUUAAAGAACAAGUACCUUAUAUAA